AUGCAUACUCGAGUCACCCUGUUGUUCUUGGCGCAGAGUCUGUGUCUGUGUCUGAAUCCAGUUUGGGCACGUUCGGUCUCUGUGUCCCUGAACAUGUCCCUGACGCGCAGCGUUUUGGAUGUACAGACUGUGACCAGGCAGCAAGCGAAGCUCAAUCAGGAACUGUUGCAGUCCUGCAUGCGGGAGACGGAGAUAUCCAUGUCGCAGUUGAAAUUCUUUCGGCUCAGCCUGCUCUUCAACGACAACAACAACUCAGACAAUGAGCUGGCCAUUGCUCCAGUCGAUGGGGAAGCUGAGCUGAAUGCCGUCAAUAAUGCGCCUGAAAUGGACUAUAGCAGUGGCUCCCCCUACCUGGAUAUGAAGCGGAACGAGCCGUUGCAGUGCUUUGUGCGCUGCUUAUAUGAGAGUCUGGGCAUUGUGCACUACGACAUGAUGCUGGAGGAGGCCUUCAAAAUGCAACUGGACAAUCUGAUGCAGCGCCUGAAGCCGGAGCUGAAGGAGUGCAAGAAUAUGAAGAGCAGGAAUCGCUGCGAGGCUGCCUACAAACUGCACUUGUGCUACAAUCAUCUCAAGAACCUGGACACGGAGCAGCGACUGCGCGAGAUGCUCGAACGUACCGAAACGAACAGUGAUCUGCCAGACGCCGAGGAGAACGAGACCGACAAUGACAAUGAGACUCAGAACGAGAAUUCGAACGACAAUGAGAACAUUGUGAGUGCAACGGACAAGGCCAAUGAGAUCAUUGAUGCCAUGCAGCGCAUUAGCGACGCAGCGGAGGCGGCCUAGAUCCUAUUCAUAUAUUUAUAAACUAUACCAUAUUU
This is a messenger RNA of Drosophila arizonae, 821 nucleotides long. It is a transcript of the gene Obp56c, whose product is annotated as Odorant-binding protein 56c. Lineage: Eukaryota; Metazoa; Arthropoda; Insecta; Diptera; Drosophilidae. The record is from RefSeq and is a predicted model, not a curated record. Gene Ontology annotation, molecular function: odorant binding. Gene Ontology annotation, biological process: sensory perception of smell.